UUUCGAUUUUCUACUAGAUUUUCUACUAUGAUCCGUUGGUUUCGCAAUUUCGGAGCUCUUUUCAAGAAGCCUCGUGGUGCAGGGUUAAUGAAAAACGAGCAAACUCAUAAUUUACAGCGAGUUGUUCAGAAUGAUAUAACGUGUCCUGAAGAGCAACGGAGUACAGGAGGCAAAGGUGGUGGAGGUGGAAGUCAUGGUGGUCAUGGUGGCAGUCAUGGAGGUAGCCAUGGAGGUCACGGUAGCCAUGGUGGUAGUUAUGGGGGCCACAGUGGUCAUGGACGAUCUUUUAGUACUAGCAGUGGAUCAAGUGGAUAUCGAGGACUUAGUUCAGGAUCUACCAAUACCAGUUAUUCAAAAAGUACUCCUAGAACUAACAGUGGUUAUUCUACUGGAAAAACCACAAAAACCGCUUCAAGUUCACGAAACUACAGUAAUACGAGUUCCACAAGAUCUACAACAAAACCUAGUAAAAGUAGCUAUUCAAAAAGAAGCACUAAGUCGACAAAAAGUUUGAAUUACUCGAGUUCAUCUUUGGGAUCAAAGUCAAUUGAGAAAUCUCGUCGAUCAAGCCGGAAGUCUGGUUCUCGACAAGAUUCAGUUGCAUCUCGAAGACAGUUGAGAAGUGUGUCGAGCAAACCACAAAAAAAAUACGUGGCAACUGAUAUGCCAAGCACUGUGUCAACUGGUAGGUCAAGAGGUAGAAGUGUAUAUAGAAGAAAUAAUGUCAAUGCUGAUGUUUCCCAAAGGCAAUCCAGAAGCAUGUCGGUAUCUCGUGGAAGAAGCAGGAAUCGUUCUCAAAAUCGUGAAAGAUCUCCUUCGAUUGAAAAAUCUACAAGAAGUCAGCAUGUCAGCAGAAAAGAUGCAUUCAACAGUCAUGACGUGUUGAGUCCUACGAACAGAUCUGGAAGUGUACACCGAAGUCAUUCUGCUCAUCACGAAAGAACUUUUGAGGAGAGACAUAAAACACCCAAUGGAGUUUGGAAUGAAAUGUUUCCUAAAGGAACACUCGUUAUGUACACUGAUGGGUCGUAUUUGAAACGUCCACCAACUUCUGGAAUCGGAAUAUUUGUUGGACCAGGUCACGAAUUGAAUAGAUCGCAACGAAUUCGGGGACCUAUUCAGGACAAUAACUAUGCAGAGUUUAUUGCUGUGAGGACUGCACUGCAGAACGCUUUGAAAAAUGAAAAUUACAGAGACCAGAAAGUUGUAAUCAGAACUGAUUGUUUGAAUGUGAUCGAAGCUCUUCAAGGAACCAGACCUACAGCUUUCGUGGACGUUAAAUCUCAAGUGGAAUUUUUGUCGAAGCAGUUUCCGAAAGGUGUCCACUUCCAGCAUGUUUAUGCUCACGCGGGUGAUCCAGGAAAUGAAAUGGCCGAUCUGUUUGCUGGUCAAGCUUCUUCCAAAUCUCAAAAUAGUUUCGGUGGUGGCCAACGGACUCGAAGUGCAAGCACAGCUAGAGGUCGUUCGAGAGAGCGCAAUCGUUUGAGAUCAAAGUCAAAUGAUCCAUCUUUUAUUCGAUCCAGAAGCCACUCAAUCCACAGCAGAAAAUGAAAGCUCAAAGUCUAAAUUCUUUCAAAUGUGAAAAUGUUUUUUGACAAAUAAAUGCUUCUGAAAU
Messenger RNA from Caenorhabditis elegans, 1615 nucleotides. RefSeq names its product ribonuclease H (gene rnh-1.1). The coding region runs from base 28 to 1551 and encodes 507 amino acids. Lineage: Eukaryota; Metazoa; Nematoda; Chromadorea; Rhabditida; Rhabditidae. The transcript is spliced from 17 exons. The record is from RefSeq and is marked reviewed. Gene Ontology annotation, molecular function: endonuclease activity; nucleic acid binding; hydrolase activity.